Molecule: messenger RNA, 1301 nt
Organism: Coccomyxa subellipsoidea C-169
Lineage: Eukaryota; Viridiplantae; Chlorophyta; Trebouxiophyceae; Coccomyxaceae
Product: Ssu72-like protein
Exons: 6
Coding region: 270-848 (192 amino acids)
Biological process (GO): termination of RNA polymerase II transcription
Cellular component (GO): nucleus; mRNA cleavage and polyadenylation specificity factor complex
Molecular function (GO): RNA polymerase II CTD heptapeptide repeat phosphatase activity
Source: RefSeq, a predicted model, not a curated record
AUGCAUUCUAUUGAGAAACAGGUGAUGUAGAUGAACAGGCGUAGCAUGCUUCAAAUGGUCACAGGACCAAGGACACUGGAAUUGCGAUCUGCGUAGGACGAGGGCCUGUUUCUGUCUACAACAACAUUGUGAUAGACAUUUUGAUAUCCAAAUGAUGUAGAUUUUGCAAUGAUUGUGUAUGGCAGAGCUUGAGCGGGAACCGACAUAGUCGAUCUACUUUUGGGUGAAGCUUUCACACUUCCACACUGUCCCCCACAGCUGGCUGCAACAUGGGGAAAAUGAAGGUUGCAAUGGUUUGUGCCUCAAAUCAGAACAGAUCCAUGGAGGCACAUGCACUCCUCAAAAAGCAUGGCUUCCAGGUUAGUUCCUAUGGCACAAAUGGGCACGUCAAGCUCCCUGGCACCAGCCAGAGAGAACCCAAUGUGUACGACUUUGGCACUCCAUAUGCGGACAUCUAUGAGGACCUGCGGCAGAAGGAUGAGAACUUCUACUCACGGAAAGGCCUCCUGCAGAUGCUGCAGCGCAACAUGGGAGUCAAACGAGCCCCUGAGCGGUGGCAGGACAACAGGGAUGUCUUUGAUGCCGUGGUCACGUUUGAUGAGCGUAUCAUGGAGCAGCUCCUAGAUGAUUUCAACAGCAGGCCUCAGUCGACCAUGAAGCCCCUUCUGGUCAUCAACAUCAAUGUUGAGGACAACCAUGAAGAAGCUGCACGCGUGGCGCCGCAGACUCUCAGGCUGUGCCAGCUGCUUGAGGCCAAGGAGGAUUGGGAAGAUGGGAUUGACGAUGUCAUCCAGCAGUUCGAGGAGGAGACAGGCAGACGGCCAAUCUACACAGUAUGCUUCUACUGAUGCACAAGAUCCUCUAAAGGCAGCAGAAGGCAGCAGCUGAUUUAGGUUCAAGAUUUUGUCCUGGGUCUCAUUAGGUACAGAUCAAUAGAGAAGACGCGCCACAUAUGGCACUUCGCUAGGGACUAGUACAGGAAGUCCCCUUAGCCGGCCAGCGAGUGCAGCUGGUUUUUUCCCCUGAUAAAUGCAUGCGUGCUCUUGCAAAUGUCCUUUGCUUCAUUAUAAGCUAUACAUAUACAUAGGUAUGGAGAGACGCUAGAGCUGAUUUUGAGCCUCUGUCACUAAUGGCACCCUGGCACUUUCACACACCAGUGAUGAUAGCACCUUGAAUGCCGUCAUCAUGAUGCUUGUGAUGUCAUGAUGUUAGUGACACCAUGCGCAUGCACAUGGUCACGAGGGUGACCGGUGCGUGCAUUGAUGCUUCCUAGGUGCCUGUAAGUUUGUGCUUUCUACUUC